AUGCAUUAUGGGCCACCUCCAGAGCCGUCUCAACCUCCAUCCGGCCUCUCAACGCCAGCUAGCGAAUCGCAUAAACGACUUUCAGAUCCUCCCACCUCCUGGGAUAGUCGCGGAUCUUGGGGACCUGGUCCGUGGGGUGGUGAUGGAUUCAUGAAAGGGGAACAAUUGGCGCCUAUACACUUUGGUGAUGGUCCUCCAUGGAGCGAAGAUGAGGAUCUGCAAAGUCCGGUUGUAGUCAGUUCACGCCACAGGAAACACAAAUCAUCAGCGGGGGAAUAUGGAGCAAAUUCGCGCGGCAGAGGGAGGGCGCCUAGGGAUGGGGAGCGUAGAACAAGCAUGCUUAGUCAAGAGAACUUUGAGGAUGACGCAGGAUACUUUGCAGGUACCAGUGGUGAGAAUAGCCAAAGAUACUAUGUCAAUGAAGGGGACGAGGCAGACGGACCUGGCGGAGAAUACGUUACAUAUCCUUCAGAAUUAGCAAGGCGCUCAAUGUUGGCGCCAUAUAAUGUUCCAGGGCAACGAGAUUCACAUUUUGCUGGACUUUUACCCAGUCGCUCCUAUACGGACGAGAGUGGUCAAGAUUAUCGGUCAGAGUCAGAUGCUUCGAGUACUGCAUCUUCGCCUGGCAUGGCGAAACAUGAUGAAUCGAGAUAUUCCCGCGAUUAUCAAUUCACAAUUGCAUCACCGGAUGAAGAGAUGCACGGUAAAGCCGUUGCACUGUUUGAUUUUGAACGAGAAAAUGAAAAUGAACUACCGCUGGUGGAAGGACAAGUCAUUUGGGUAUCAUAUCGACAUGGCCAAGGCUGGCUUGUGGCAGAAGAUCCCAAGACACAGGAAAGCGGCUUGGUUCCGGAAGAAUAUGUCCGAUUGCUGAGAGAUAUUCAAGGGGGUUUAAACAGUUUAACGGGACAAGUUGAGCUUGCUAGUCCUGUGGGAGGUGACUCAGGUACUCCCACUCAAGCGGAGCACAAUCAAGCAUUUGGACACAACUCAAGUUCAAGCAAUGGCAGCAAUGGAUAUCAACAACCUGUUGUAUCUACAUUCUCAACAUCUUCCAAAGAUUUACAUCCAUACCCUCAACAUCUUUUAGGCACUCAGGCUGGCCAAGCUCCACCUCAAGUCAUACAUUAUCAUGGGCAACGAGGCGGUAGUCAAGCCAAUACUCCAACUCUACCUAGCUCACAUGAAGGCCUUAUAGAGAGACCCAGCAGUGGAGAAGCAAAAAAUGGGAAAUUAGAAGACUUAUCGAGUAGCAACACGGUGCCCGUGGGUUCCACCCAAACAGAUUCGGCAACAAAAGCCUCCCCGUCAAUCGCAGUCCAAGGCCCCGAAAGUCCUCUCGGCCCUCCUAGUGAUCCAGCAAACGAGAUACACGAAACCGCGGCUCGAUGA
Molecule: messenger RNA, 1392 nt
Organism: Sclerotinia sclerotiorum 1980 UF-70
Lineage: Eukaryota; Fungi; Ascomycota; Leotiomycetes; Helotiales; Sclerotiniaceae
Exons: 1
Coding region: 1-1392 (463 amino acids)
Molecular function (GO): protein binding
Source: RefSeq, a predicted model, not a curated record